Molecule: messenger RNA, 1531 nt
Organism: Jaculus jaculus (lesser Egyptian jerboa)
Lineage: Eukaryota; Metazoa; Chordata; Mammalia; Rodentia; Dipodidae
Gene: Sf3b4
Product: splicing factor 3b subunit 4
Exons: 6
Coding region: 63-1337 (424 amino acids)
Biological process (GO): positive regulation of mRNA splicing, via spliceosome
Cellular component (GO): nucleolus; U12-type spliceosomal complex
Molecular function (GO): RNA binding
Source: RefSeq, a predicted model, not a curated record
GUCGCCGGACGAGGUCAGAGGGUGGCGCCGCUCGCUUGCAGAAGGCGGGAGCCUUUUUCGCCAUGGCUGCCGGGCCCAUCUCCGAACGGAACCAGGAUGCAACGGUGUACGUGGGGGGUCUGGACGAGAAGGUUAGUGAACCACUACUGUGGGAGCUCUUCCUUCAGGCGGGGCCCGUCGUCAACACCCACAUGCCGAAGGAUAGAGUCACUGGUCAGCACCAAGGCUAUGGCUUUGUUGAAUUCUUAAGUGAGGAAGAUGCUGACUAUGCCAUCAAGAUUAUGAACAUGAUCAAACUCUACGGGAAGCCAAUACGAGUGAACAAGGCCUCGGCUCACAACAAAAACCUGGAUGUGGGGGCCAACAUCUUCAUUGGAAACCUGGACCCAGAGAUCGACGAGAAGCUGCUUUAUGAUACUUUCAGCGCCUUCGGGGUCAUCUUACAAACCCCCAAGAUUAUGCGGGACCCUGACACAGGCAACUCCAAAGGCUAUGCCUUUAUUAAUUUUGCUUCCUUCGAUGCUUCGGAUGCAGCAAUUGAGGCCAUGAACGGGCAGUACCUCUGUAACCGCCCUAUCACUGUGUCCUAUGCCUUCAAGAAGGACUCUAAGGGUGAGCGCCAUGGCUCGGCUGCUGAGCGGCUGCUGGCGGCCCAGAACCCGCUCUCCCAGGCUGACCGCCCCCACCAGCUGUUUGCAGAUGCACCCCCUCCACCCUCUGCCCCCAAUCCUGUGGUAUCAUCAUUGGGAUCUGGGCUUCCUCCUCCAGGCAUGCCUCCUCCCGGCUCCUUUCCACCUCCGGUGCCCCCUCCUGGAGCCCUCCCACCUGGAAUACCCCCAGCCAUGCCUCCACCACCUAUGCCUCCUGGGGCUGGAGGACAUGGCCCCCCAGCAGCAGGUACCCCAGGGGCUGGACACCCUGGUCACGGACAUUCACACCCUCAUCCAUUCCCACCAGGUGGGAUGCCCCAUCCAGGGAUGUCUCAGAUGCAGCUGGCCCACCAUGGCCCCCAUGGCUUAGGACAUCCUCAUGCUGGGCCUCCAGGCUCUGGGGGACAGCCACCUCCCCGGCCACCUCCUGGAAUGCCUCAUCCUGGACCACCUCCAAUGGGCAUGCCUCCCCGAGGGCCACCGUUUGGAUCCCCCAUGGGUCACCCGGGCCCCAUGCCUCCACAUGGUAUGCGUGGACCCCCUCCUUUGAUGCCUCCUCAUGGAUACACUGGCCCUCCAAGACCUCCUCCCUAUGGCUAUCAGCGGGGACCCCUCCCUCCACCCAGACCCACUCCCCGGCCUCCAGUUCCCCCUCGUGGCCCACUUCGGGGCCCUCUCCCUCAGUAAAUUGUUGUCUUCCUUCCCUGUCUUCUAUCCUCCCAGUAGCUUUUCCAUUUCUUGGACCAAUCAGAAUUGCUCUAAAGUUCAUGGGGGUAACACCCCCACCCAUUGCAAUGUAAUUUUUCCACAAGAUUUUUUUUAAUGUUGGUCCUAAGUGUUUUGCAGAUAUAUAGAGAAAAUAAAAAUAUACUCCUUGUUUA